This is a messenger RNA of Colletotrichum lupini, 747 nucleotides long. RefSeq lists its product as uncharacterized. The coding region runs from base 1 to 747 and encodes 248 amino acids. The record is from RefSeq and is a predicted model, not a curated record. Lineage: Eukaryota; Fungi; Ascomycota; Sordariomycetes; Glomerellales; Glomerellaceae. The transcript is spliced from 3 exons.
AUGAGGCUCUCAACACUUGCCACGAUCUCAUGCCAACUCCUCCUGGCAGCGUCACUGCCAAUCUCGACCACUGAAAUAUCCUCCCGAAACAACGGUAUCGCACAAGCCUCUACGGAUUCCAGUCUUGCAGACCGAAGCAUCGCACAAAGCGCCGCGACAACUCCCUCAAAAGCCACCGAAAAAGAAGCUGCCGCAGGCGAGGCAGGCACAGCCGAAGGAGGUGCAGCCGGAGGAGCAGAAGGCGGCGCUGCCGGCGGCGAGGAGGCAAAGGAUCCCAACGAAAAGGAGAUUGAAGGGCAAUUCAUCGUUCCCGUGCGGUUAGGCGGCGCGAAUGUUAAGCAAGAUGUUCUCUUUCCUCCUGCAAAAAAUGGACGUUUCGAGGUCGAGUUCCAGAACGCAGUCGGUCGAACCCUCACCGUAACAGAAAACAGGUCUCCUGCGCCGCCUCCCGCGGGCUUCACCGCUAUUGAGGCGGUGUCGUACAAAGUCAGCCUCGCGGAAGGCGCACAGGGUGUGACUCUCUCAAAGAUUGAUUACAUUCUCAACCCAGGAAAUACCCUCGAUAUCAGCAAGGGACAAGUAGGCCGCCUCUUCCCGGAACUCAACGCCUUCAUCAUCGACCCGGCUCUCGGUGAACUCGAAUUCGAAGCCGAGGAGAAUGAGUUGACCUUGAAGGUUGCCAACAUGAAUGGAGAGUUCGCCUUCUUCCUCCCGCAGGCUGGUGCUGCUGCCGGUGCGGCUGCAUAG